AUGGACUCAGAUUCAGACUCCCAUUCCAACUCUUCUGAAGAGUCAUCUAGCCCUUCUCAUGCUCUUCCACAUAUUCCACCUAUUGAGGCCAUUUGGGAAUUUAUCAAUGAUCCAAUUGAAGAAAAGAUUGUAGCACAGAUUGCAGCUCAAAUAGAAAAGCAAGAGAGAGGUGAAUCGAGUCAACAUCAAAGGCUUUCUCGAAGGUACAUUGUGAGAGAUCGUGAAGCUGGGCAGAAUCGGUUGAUUAGAGACUACUUCUCCACCAAUCCAGUGUAUACCGAUGAGCAGUUUAGGCGUAGGUAUCGAAUGAGACGCCAUUUGUUUCUUCAAAUUGUGCAAGCACUCAAUGAUUGGUCACCUUACUUUCAACAAAGAAGUGAUGCCACUGGUAAGUUAGGUUUCUCACCUUUGCAUAAAUGCACGGUUGCUAUGCGGAUGUUGGCAUAUGGAACUUGUGCAGACAUGUGGGAUGAAAAUUUGAGAAUUGCUGAAACUACAAUCAUUGAAUGCUUGAAUAAAUUCUGUGAAGGAGUGAUAGCCUUGUAUGCUGAGAAAUACCUUAGAAGGCCUAACAUAGAUGACAUUCAGAGAUUGCUUCGAGUGGGGGAAGCUCGAGGUUUUCCAGGAAUGUUAGGAAGCCUUGAUUGUAUGCAUUGGCAGUGGAAGAACUGCCCGGUGGCAUGGAAGGGGCAAUUCACUCGUGGUGAUUAUAAAAAGGCCACUGUCAUGCUAGAAGCUGUUGCUUCCCAUGAUCUCUGGAUAUGGCAUGCCUUUUUUGGUACUGCAGGAUCAAAUAAUGAUAUUAAUGUGCUGAAUCAAUCAACAAUAUUCACAGAAGUAUUGCAAGGGAGAGCUCCAGAAGUCCAGUUUGUGGUUAAUGGCAAUGUGUACAACAUGGGCUAUUAUCUAACUGAUGGAAUUUAUCCUGAGUGGGCCACAUUUGUGAAAUCAUUACCUAAGCCUUUAAGUGAGAAGGAUAAAGUUUUUGCCAACAAACAGGCAGAAGUAAGAAAAGAUGUGGAAUGUGCAUUUGGUGUCUUGCAAGCUCGAUUUGCUAUUGUACGUAACCCAGCUCGUAUGUGGACUAGGGAAGCACUUUCUCAGAUCAUGUAUGCUUGUAUUAUAUUGCACAACAUGAUCAUAGAGGAUGAACGGGAUUCUUAUGGGGCUCGCAAUGAUCACGUCUAUGAUCAGACAAACUCCACUGCCUUGGUCAAUUAUCAGCAUGGGCCCAUUAACGAGUUUGCUAAGAUGCUUGAGAUAAACACAGCCAUUCAUGACAGGUCUAUGCAUCGUCGCCUGAAGGCUGACUUGACAGAGCAUAUAUGGCAAAGAUUUGGAAGUACACAAGAUCAGGAUACAGACUAG
This is a messenger RNA of Sorghum bicolor (sorghum), 1368 nucleotides long. RefSeq lists its product as uncharacterized. The record is from RefSeq and is a predicted model, not a curated record. NCBI's taxonomy places the organism in Eukaryota, Viridiplantae, Streptophyta, Magnoliopsida, Poales, Poaceae. Bases 1 to 1368 code for a protein of 455 amino acids. The transcript has a single exon.